Pocillopora meandrina is the source of this 7432-nucleotide messenger RNA. The record is from the annotation of a GenBank genome assembly. Lineage: Eukaryota; Metazoa; Cnidaria; Anthozoa; Scleractinia; Pocilloporidae.
UAUUACCUUUGCCGAUUAUUACCAAUGUGAUUUCUCUAGAAUAGUUUCCGUCUCUUUACGUAAAAGUGCACUAGUCUAGUUUUUUUUUCGUUCUAACAAUGCUUCUUUAAUAAAGAUACAGUGACUUCAUUUAAAGAACUCUUUCAUCAUACCUUUUCUUUUUCCUUUUCCUUUCCCACCUGCCUGUUUUACACAAUCAGAGGCAAAUAGAACAGUUUUUAACUAACAAAUGUAUAUUUACAUAUUUUAACUCAUUCUCAUGCAAAUAUAUUCCGAAAUUUUUGUUACGCACAGGAUGAAACUUUUACGGCUCUCGUGCUCGCACCACAAAGAUUAGGAGUUAUUACAUGACCUAACGUCUAAAUUUUUGUUUUGCAAGACUCAGUGGUGCCAAAGUCCAUCCAGUGUCCAGAAAAGCUGACGUCAAAUCAAUUCUUGAAGCUUGGCACGUGGAUUCAACGAAAACGCCGGUCGACAAGACUUCACGUUUACAACGUUUAAUUCCACCGCGUGGCUCAUUCAAACAAAUGUAAAUUGGUGGUGGGAGAUUAAGCAACUUAGCUCUGAGACACUCUGAACUUUGACAGAGAAAUGUUUGUGUUAUUGAGCCUCUUGGUGGGGACUGUUUUGUUGCAGUCUGUUUGUGUCGUCUCUGCAGGUAAGUGGAGGAUACGUAUCGUAAUAGUAACGUAUAGUUUAACUUUGGUACUUUCCGCGUUGAAGGGAGUCAUCAAGGAAACUGUAAAUUGAAUUAUCAUCAUUUAAUUCUAGGGAAGUGGCGAGAAACCCGAAUAAUGUCGAAAUCGGACUUGUCAGAAUAAACCUUACUUAAUUCGGAGUAAAAUAUCACCAUUAUUUCUCGAAUGUUGGCAACAAAAACAGGUACAUUUGCAUAAAACCUGAUCGAAACGCGACGUCUAGUUCUCUAGUGAUCUGAUUUAUUUUGAUCAUUGCUUUAUUAAGAUGCUUCUUUUGGAAGCAUACAUCGCCCCCUUUUGGAGGUUUAUUUCGAAAAUUUAUUACACAGAGCUUCUUGGGUGAAUGAUUGUUUAUCUUAAGUGACCUCGUUUAAAGACUCCAACUAUCGAACUGUAACGAUUGACGUAACAUACUCGUAAUAUCUGGUGGGCUUGCAAACAGACUGCAGGCAAAAUUCGAAACCAUUGGCAUAAUUCUAAGAAACAACGUGAUUUUAUGUUGCUCGAGACUGAUUGAUUGUUGUCUUCAAAAGCGAUCAAAUGAUAAUCAAUGUUUUCAUUUUCCAAACUUAUUUUGACCACUUUAAAAACGAAUAUAACAUAUUCAUUACUGACUAAUCUCAGCGAUCUUGCAGCAAAUACAAAUGCAUAUGUUAUCAAAUCAGAAAAACGAUUGUGAUGUUUUCCAGACAGAGAUUACAAUCAGCCUACUAGUUUGGCGUGAAUUUAGAAUCACGAUAAUUUCUUUUUUCGCUAGGCACCAGAAGGCGAGAUUUUAUGCUUAAGUGGACAGGUGAAACACUGUAAACCCAUUUCACAAAUCGAUUGGUAAUUUUCUAAAGACACAUUGUUUUUUCCAAAAUACUAAACUCAAUUUCGACUCUUUCCUAAAUCCCCCAGGCUGAUACAGCGCUGGUUUAUGGCCAAGCAGUCCUUCUCAACUUAUUUAUAUGCAAAUUAAACUGAAAAAUACUUAUAACAACAUCAUUAAUAUUUAACUGAAAAGCUCGACCUUCUAAGUGAGCACGAGGGAGGAUUUUAGAUGCCACAUCUUCACGAAUUCGUUUUCAUUUUCUGUAAAAGCUCGCCUUGACUUGUUUGUUUACAAACCUGUACAACGUCUUACUAACAAAAACUGAUUAGUCAAAUAAUAAAAACUAUCGAGGCGUUAAAAAUAUUCUUUUCUGUUAAGGGCUCAUUGUUUCCCCAAGGUCAGAUCAAUUAUUUUCCAAAGUUGUACGUAACGUGAAUCCGUUAGGUCUGUUCCGAUUGUGCUCGGAAACUUUUGAUCAACUUUUAGCGUUAAGAGCAACUCUUUGUAGUUCUACCAACCUCGAGCAACUUUUGCUUUCUGAGCAUUUUUUGAGCAAAUAUCGGUUUAGAGCACAUAACAAGCACACAAAUGUAUACGAUUUCAUAAACAACUGCAGUUUAUGCGAAUUUCAUGAAAUUUUUAUCAACCUUUUCAACACACAACCUGUGACUUGACAACGCUUCGCAGGCCUAUUGCGAUUCAUAUCUAAUGUUUUAACGGAUAAUCGGCUGAAAUGACGUUCAGCAAGAAUUGAACCAUGCGUUUUGUUCCGUUAGACUGAAGUAACCAUAAAUAUUGCCCAUGUUUGCGAGCAACUCUAAGUUUCAACCUAUUUUUCUAGACCUAUUUCCGCAAUUAUUGUGAAUAACGAAAAAUAAAGCUUUUAAUUAACUUUCAUAGAAAUAUAUCAAGAGAUUUAGGUAGUAAAUUUUGAAAUUUAGGUAGUAAAUUUUGAAAUUUAGGUAGCCACUUUUUGGAUUUUUGGCUAUUUUUUGGAAACUUUAUGGCAUUCCAGUGAGCAACUUUCCAGCAUUGUAGGAGCAAAAUCGGGACAGGUCUAUAAUCCAGACAAAUGACAAUAGCUCUUUGUAUCGAUCGACAAAAGCGUUGUGACAUAAACGUCUGGGAGGAGCGAUACACUGAGUGACAAACACACAUGUUUCUACGCAGAAAAAAAAUGAUACAGCCCUCGAAUUUGACAUUUUUGUAAAGAUGGGUAAAAAAUACCAUGCAAUAAGCGAAUGAUCAUGAAUUGUGUAUAGGUUCAUUCCGUAAGUGAUGAGCUUUUUUUUUCCAUCAAUUUAAAAAAAGUUGAUUGGACACCAAUAUACAAUAAGCUGAAUUAUGCUCGCCUACUGAUUGGCUCUUACCUAUGAUUGAUUGGAGGACGGACACAGAUAACGUCACCAUUAGCAACAUUUUGCUUUUCUAUUUCCGUGGGUCUGUACGGUAGAGACUUUUAGAUCCACUUUUGAUGUGUUCACCGCAAACGUCAAACCUCGGUCAGCAGUUUGUAGUUAGAAGUUAGAGGUUUCGAGACUUUCAGCUUUUAGAUCGACGUCGGCUUUCACCUGAAAAAAUCAACAUUUGCAUUGCCUUCUUGAAUUUUUUUAUUUAUAAUAUAUAAUAUUUUUAAUCAGCAUAAGAAACACAGGCCCCUUUCUGACGAAAAUGAAUCUCUUUCUUAAACCAACAGGUAAGCCUGAAAUUAUAGGUAAAGGAACGGCUGUUUCUACCAAGGAGGAUGACAUAGCACAUUUCACGUGCAAGUCACGUGGGAGUCCCAGGCCUUUCCUUCGAUGGGAGCGUCACGGAGUAACGAUUAAAGAUACAGAUGAAGGGGUCGCUGUUUUGGAAAAGAGUAAUUCCACUUUAGAAGAAAGUCAUUUAUUCGUUGCUGUAACUGACAAUGAGAGACGGGGGAUUUACAUUUGUGUGGCAAGAAACGAAGAAGGAGAAACAACAAUGUCUUUUAAAAUUGGUGGUACGUAUAAGUUAAACAUUAUUACGAUAUUUCGUACUGAUGCAUGGGGUGGAGUUCAUCCUAGUUCUGCUUCCCCUGAUGAUACAAAAACUGGGCUCUAUGGCUUUUGCUUAUUCAUUUUCCCACACACAGUUAAAGACAAAUGAACACUGUUGCAUUUUUAGAGCUAAACAGAGAAAUCUAAAGAGUCGCCGGCUGUUUACGGCGAUAGCAUCUUCCCCGUACUGUUGUCUACAUAUUUCCUGGGCUGCCAACAGAGAGUAUUGGUUUGACAAUCAAAAUAUUCUUAAGUUGGUGAUCAUUUCCUCUAUUCUCCUAACCUUAAUGUUUGAUUCAGGGGUGACUUUGUGGGGAGAAAUUAGAUGAAGUCACUCAUCUAAGGUCAGAGAACGGUUUUGUGCAGUUUGCUGAUGCAGCAGUUGGCUUGUUCCUCUGUCGACCCGAGUAGGUCAAAUCAAGGAUUGUUUACGAGUGUUGUCUUAUAGAAGCGUAUUUUUGUGAUUGUUUUUUUUUAUGUCAGAAUACCCCCUGGAGGGACUAACUUCUACGGACAAAGCUGCCAUUGGUAUAUCAGUUGGGUUAACGCUGUUCUUCGUGAUAUCCAUUGCGAUUUUAAUGAAGCGCGGAUCAAAACAGAUCAAGAAAUCUGUCCGGAGGCAAAGAGCAAGAACCUUGUCACAGUCUUCUUCUUCUCAGGUAAGCGAAGAGUAAGUAUGCCAACUACACCCCAACAUCAGUCAGAAUCUACAUUCUCCAAACAUUUCUGAGGGUGUUGACAAGGAGAAUUUGUUAAACAAUCAAGAACUUCCUUAGCUGAGGAUCAUUUCCUCAAUUCUCUUGACCUUCGUGUUUGAUUCAGGGGUGACAUUGUAAGGAGAAAUUAAAUGGUGGUCACUCUAAGAGGUAAACAGGUUAGAGGAUGCGUAAAUCUUACUAAAGGUUUUGGUGUUUAGUGUCGCUGAGAAUUUCGAAAGUUAUGCCGUAUUUUUAAGAGCCCGCGGCGAGGGUUAAAAUACAGACAAUAAAUGAAAAUAAUCAGCGAUACUUCACACUAAAACUUUGAAUCAUUUAUUCUCAUCCAACCGCUUCAUUUUAUUCACGCAAGUGUAGUCUGAUCACCCCUUUAAACGCUAUUGGAGACGACUGAUUCCCACUCCGUUGCCCCUGAAAACCAUGUGAUCCUACGCAAAAACCUCCAACCCCCACCCCCCUCAGGUGAUAAAUAAUGGCAGGUUCCUUGAUCAAAAUACAUUAAUCAAACAUGAGAUACUCCUACACCUCCGAACCCCCUGAAAACCAUGUGAUCCUUCCCAAAAACCCCAACCCCCACCUCCCUCAGGCGAAAAAUAAUGACGGUAUUUAGUCCAAAUACAUGAAUCAAAGAUGAGACUUGAAGUAAAAAGUUAACCCUGCGUUAGACAGAAGAUUUAAUCAGACCUCCGAUCCUAGGCUAAGAGUAGUCUUUCUUACUGAAUUCAACUGCUUGGAAACGCGUUGAAUCUGGUCGUGGAAACAUCAUGGUUGCGUUUACCGCUCUGUCACUGUCAAGUGCGGAAGUCCUUUUUUAUUUCUUUCCUUUAAACCCCUAACGUUCUGGUCUCUCUUACUUUUUCAGGGUGCGGAACACGUUGCCCUAGUGCACUCCACGCCAAAUAAGGAUAGCGAUAAAGAAAUUAGAAACGGUGCACCAGCUCAUCAUGAUCCAGACGAUGAUGGAGCUACAAGUCUUAAUUGCACAUCGACGGUGUGAACCAAGAGACAAGUAAAUGGGUUUUAAACAAUUCACGUCACGACCAAGCUUUCACGAGGUUUUACUCAGACUAAACGUAAUGGGAAUCUCAUUCGAUGUAGUCGUAGCAAUAUCCGCUUGGUGAUUGGAACAAGCACUUUCGCCUGUCUCGUUGGUUUUGUAGUUACGUACACUAGAUAGAGGUACUUGAGUAAACCUGAAGAGUGUAUAAUUGUGAAACUAAGAAAAGACCAAAAAAGAAGAAGGCACUUUCUUUGCCUGUUUUCUCUUCUUGGUGUCGCCUAAAUUCAUUUGGCGCUCUGUCUCCGUGGCUAUUUUUUUUUAAUUUGAAAAGCGGUUUCUCGUGUGGUGGUUUCCAUUUGCUACUUUUUUUCUAAAUCGAUUUUGGAACAAUUGUCAACUGAUUGUAAAGAGGAAUCCAGGAUUGCUUUGUUUUUGCUUUCCUUGCUCUGUAAUUGUUACAGAACACUCAUGUCACGCUCUGUAAUUGUUACAGAAAACUCGUGUCACGCUCUCAAUCAAUCGGAUGCAAAACUUAAACCAAUCACGACUUAGUCGCACACGUUUUCCCGCGCUUCAAGAAGUUUAGUUGGUUUUAUUUUGAGUUCUUAUUAGCUCUUUAAGGUAUUUCCUUUCUUCUGAUUGGCCGUUGCUAUAAUUUUAUUUAAGCUUUUGCAACACUGAAUCAAAAAGCGCCCUAAUGCGCAUGAUUUGUGACUUACUUUCGUCAGUGAACAAUGAUUUUUUUUUACGCUUAGCUAACACAGAGCAUUUCGAUUGCAUAUGUAAACCAGUUAAAAACGAAGUGAUUCUUACAGCCUGUGCGAGCAGAGGCUAACAUCUCAAGUAGCCGAUGAGAAUUUAGCGUAGAUACAAGCACUAAGCGCAGGAAAAUUUGAAUGAUGAAGUCUGGACUGAUUUCGUAUUGCAUUCGCUUGGUCGGGAAGAUGACGCAAGUUCUCAAGCCCGAACACACAGUUCAGUAAAGCAAAUCCAAAGCACUCCCAGAUUACUUUAGCCAAAAGUUUCCUCAUGUAGGCUAUUGCGUUUUAAAUGACCUCCACUUUUUCUUCGCUAUAUUUCAUGUUCUCCGCACUUUCCAUACGUUAAAAACAAAAGAACCUCAUAAAAACAGAGCUUUCGGUGGUUUGCACACCUACAAGAUUAGCCUAAGUUUAAAUUACCAUCCUUUUUUACCACAGCAAUAUCUUGGAAAUGAUUAUCAAUUAUUAAUUUACCAGACAUACAAAAAAUCAACUGCAGUCAUACAUAAAGGACUAUAUUUUGAAUUUAUCUGCUGAUGUCUAGUAUUUAUUUCCUGUGCACCGAUUUUUUUAAAACACAAAUAGCUUGAUUUUUUAAAUUUUAAUUCCCUCUAUUCUAUAAUAUAUUACAAAUGAGAGCUGGGGUACAACGCGAGGGUGUAUCAAAACGUAGGGUCUUACUCCAGAUUUAAAAUACAGAGAAGGAUUUUUACUCCGCUUGUUUUACUCUUUUUUUUCACCUGAUUGAGCGAAAAGUUGAUAGAUAAGGAGUUUUCGGUCAAGUUUCUUUUUGGAAAGUAUCUUUUUCAAUGCCCUGAGGGCGUCGUAUUUUUUGGGUUUCAUUUGAAACUGGGAAAUUUUGAAGAGGUUUGAAUUGUAGGUUUUAAAUUCCUUUUCCAUUCAUACGAUCACGCUACUUUACUUCCAGAGGACAACUCGUUCCCCACCCCUUCCCCACCCCCUCAGCAAUCUAAGGGUAGCACCUGUUUAAAUCUAAAAACCAAGGGGCGAUUAUUUAAACAAAAAGUUAUUUAGUUGAUCAGUGGACCUCAAAAUGUCCAUAUAAGGUCAUAUAAGUGAGUUGUUUUUAAGCAAAUAGAAAUGUUCUUGCGUAAAAUGCUUUUAAUGAACAUUUAUUCUAUAGUAUUCACCGAACCCGGGAAGAAUAAUAAUUGUUAUAGUAUAAAAUAAUUGCUCGGGUGAUUAUCAGAGCGAAAAUAAAUGCUUCUCGAGCAGGGUGAUUAGAAAACGGAUAUGACGUGAUUCUCGACUAAUUAGGGCGCUUGCAUUUUCAUAAUCACCUGAGCAACUAUUUGAUUACAAAAAGGGACUAAAGACAGAUGGUUAUUAAAUCUUUUUUUAAAGAGAGCUUCAUGAAACUUUUAUCCAAUACAGGGCCGUGGGAAUAAAAGAGUGGUAUCA